Molecule: messenger RNA, 999 nt
Organism: Hippocampus zosterae (dwarf seahorse)
Lineage: Eukaryota; Metazoa; Chordata; Actinopteri; Syngnathiformes; Syngnathidae
Gene: coa4
Product: cytochrome c oxidase assembly factor 4 homolog, mitochondrial
Exons: 2
Coding region: 526-792 (88 amino acids)
Biological process (GO): mitochondrial respiratory chain complex IV assembly
Cellular component (GO): mitochondrial intermembrane space
Source: RefSeq, a predicted model, not a curated record
UUGACUGCCGCACCAGGACUUAAGUCAUUUUUCAAAAAUGAAAUAAUACGCUCCAUUUCGUAUGACCACGUCUAGUAUAUGAUGAAACGUAUGUUCAAAUACACACACAAAAAAAACAUGAUUAAUACCAUCAUACGACAUGGUUGAAAUCCUCAUCGACCUGGCGGAAGUUGUGGUGUUCAGAGGGAACUAUUUGACUGAUACCCCAGGACGUCAUCCCAUUUCGUCAAAAACACAAUCCAUUGCACCCCUUUAUCUCGCCAUAUUUACGUUAAAUACAAUACAAAUAAAUCGCGUGCAGCUAAAAAUACAGCGCUGUUAAUAUGUUCAUAUUAUUACAAUUUUACUGGUCCCGUGAAAACGGGAAUUCUUUGACUGUUACACUUGGUCCUACACUGAAAUAUUUCCCCCUCUAAUCCACAACCCAAGCAACCCGUUUUCGUCUAGUGUAAACAUCCGCGAUUGUGACUUGAUAUUUUCCUUUGACUAUCGGAUACACGGAGACAAUUGGGGAAAGAUAACAGAAUGACAUCACCUUCUCCCCAUGAGCGAAGCGCAAAGAAGACGACGACGGAUGCCGAAGAAGCCGAAGACCCCGUGGAGCGAAUGAUCUCUCGUACGGGCUGCGGCGAGCUGCACGAAGCGCUGCAGGACUGCAUGGCCGAGCAUCAGGACUGGCGAGUGUGCCAGAGCCACGUGGGCGCCUUCAAAAAAUGCAUGAACGACUACCACAAGGUGCGGCAGGAGCACUUGAGCCAGCGGCGGCGGAUGGCCAACAACACCCCCACCUGACAACACCCUCCACUCUAGAACACGCUCAAGGUGUCUUGAUUUGCCAAAGCGGAGCCUGGACCUCAGGAUUGCGGAAUCUGGAUCGCAUCUAGAUUCGCCACGAGCUGUAUAUUCUUUCUCAACUGACAAACACGCAAAAUUUGAUUUGCUGAUGUUACGUUGAAACUUGUUUUAUGAAUAAAAAGAAUUGUCCGGAUCAGAUCGGAA